Pipistrellus kuhlii (Kuhl's pipistrelle) is the source of this 5444-nucleotide messenger RNA. RefSeq names its product maestro heat like repeat family member 2A (gene MROH2A). The transcript is spliced from 41 exons. Bases 1 to 5013 code for a protein of 1670 amino acids. Gene Ontology annotation, cellular component: cytoplasm. Lineage: Eukaryota; Metazoa; Chordata; Mammalia; Chiroptera; Vespertilionidae. The record is from RefSeq and is a predicted model, not a curated record.
AUGGCAGAAUCAGCAAUAGACUCAAAUGAGGACCUGUCAGAAGAAACAGAGGACCUGGAACCUCUGGAACCAGAUGAUGGUGGGACUUUCCAACAAGUCACAAACCUCCUCAACAUCAUAGACAGCGAAUCAAAGAUGGAUGCUUCUGGGGCAGGUCCUGACAUGCGGAAGACACUGGCCUCGGUGAUAAUUACGGAGAAGGCCACCACCAAGCCCUGUAUGGUGAUGAAUGCUCUCAUCCGCUGCCUACAGGUGCCAGAGAUCUCCACCCAGCGGAAAGUCAACAUUUAUAACAUCCUGCAGGAGAUCAUUCAGCAGGAGGGGGAGCUGGAGGAGCAGUGUGUCCACAGGCUGGUGACCAUUGCCUCCAAGGAGAUGCGGGAGAUCCUGGAGGUGGAGGGUUACAUGAAGGCAGAGGUGGCCAGUGACACCCUGGUAGCUUUGUCACGGAACCAUUUCAGUGUGGUCAUGUACGAGAUGCAACACCGUCUCAAGCCCCUUGAGCUCACAGAAGAGUUUGUCAUUAUCACCUUGGCGAAGCUGGCCAACGGCAAUGUGUUUGAGUUCAUGCCCUACAUGGGCAUCACCCUGGCAACCAUAUUCACGAUGCUGAGACUGGUCAAUGAAGCCAAGAUGCGCCAGGUGAUCUGUGGUGCCAUGGAGACCUUCUGUGAGACGGUGCAGUUCUACCUGAGGCAUCUGGAGGACAGCAUGUACCCUGUGAUGACGGAAGAGCAGUUUGCUAUAAAGCUGUUCCCAAUGUAUCGCUAUUUUGUGACCGUGUGGCUGAGGAGCAACAACCCAGAGGUGAAGCUGGGGGUCAUCAAGUCCCUGAGGCCCAUGCUGAACCUGCUCCUGCCCAACGAUGACCUGCGGGAGGAGGUGUACGACUACCUCCCCCUGCUGCUGGCAGAGUACCAGGGCAGCCUGGAGGCCCUCUUCAUUACGCAGGUCUUGAGGCAGAUCCUAGAAGUGUCAGUCAUCACCAGCACCCCUGUUCCCCAAAUGCAUCUACACACUAUUUUCACAGAGCUGCACACCCAGGUGUGUACCAAGGCCUCCGUCCAGCAGCAGUUCAGCAGCCAGAAUGUGAGGGAGAUCGAACACUGCUUCAUAGCUCUCGCUCGCUCCUUCCCUAAGGAGCUGAUGAAGUUCUUUCUCAACCAAAUGGAGAUGAGCAAGGAAGCCACCCGCGUGGGAACCCUCACCCUGAUCAGGGCAGUGGUGGGCGCAGAUGAUCCCAAAAUGAACAUCAAGACCAUCUGCCUGGCCAUCCGAGUGGUCAAGAACACCAUCUCUGACACCCGUUCCAAGGUGAGGAUGGCAAUUCUCCGCAUCAUCGGCCAGUUGGCUCUGUCUGGCUUCCAGGAAAGGAUCAAAGGCUGGGGCCUAAAGUACGUGUCCAUUCAGCUGACCCUGUCCACCUACAAAUUGACAAAUCGCAGGGAGAGCUAUCAUCAGAGGGACCUGGAGGAAAAGAUGGUCCACAAAGUCACCAUGGACACCGUGAAGAUCAUAACCUCUGCUGUCAGUGGGAUGACCAACGAGUUUUGGGUGAGGCUCUUGUGCUACAUCAUGGAAACCGAUAACGUGGAGGUCUUGACCCCCAUCUGCAUCAGCCUCACAAACCUGGCAGAACGCCAGUUCCACAUCAUGGAUGGGGAGGCCAACACGGCCAGCAAGAGCAGGCAUGUGGACCUGCCUGCACCGCAGAAGCUCCUGGCUCGUCUCCUGGUGCUGAUGUCAUCCCCCUACGAAGGGGAGGGGAGAGGAAUAGCCAUGCUCAACCUUCUGAGGACCCUGAGCCACAGCAUUGCACCCUCCAUGGCUGACAUGUGGGAGCAGGAGAUCCCACUGCUGAUCAAGUACCUGGAAGAACAUACUAAGUUUACCUGGAAUCAGGAGACCUGGGAGGACAAGCUGAUUCAGUUUCUGAGACUCUCCCUCAAGAAGACUCGGGGUUCCAACUGGAGCCUGCGUCUGGGCAAAGAGUUGAACAAUCAGAUCGAGAGCUUUGACAGCCCUUCCCUGGAGAAGAGCUUCCUGUACCGGGCGUUGGGCUUCACUUUGGCCACAGGCCUGGAGGCCGACAAAGUGGAGGUGUUGCUGCUGGAGCUGCUGUACAAGACCGACUACAGCAAGGACUGUGACCGAGAGGGUGUGAUUCUGUGCUUUGGCCUGUGCGCCCAGGGCCAGGUGAAGACUGUGCUGAGUGUGCUCCAGGACUUUGAGGAGAAGAUUCAUGAAUCAGAGGAGUCCUGGCAGAUUGGUGCUUGGCGGAAGGACCACCCCUGGAGGCGGGAGACAGUGAAGAGCGCUCUCAUGGUGAUGUACAGCUGUGUGGCCUUGCACUGCCAUUGGCAGAUGCUCCUCACUCAUGUGGACACACCCAUCACUGCCAAGAUCAUUCACCACUACACCAGCAGCUCCCAGGACAUCUGCCUCAAAAUGGCCUUCAUGAAGAGUGUGGUUCAGAUCUCCAGUGCCAUCGAAAACCUCAAGGGCCCAGGGGACUUUCAAUUUGCCCACAAGGCUACUCUUACUGCCAUUAUAAUGGCAAUCAUCAAGGCGGAGUCGACUGACAAUCUGGUGUCUCCCAUACGCACCAUGGCCAUGGAUGCCCUCCUGCACCUGAGCAAAGUGAAGCCUUUCUACUCCACAGAGGAAAACACUGAGCUGAUGGAUAUCAGUCUACAUUCUGUAAUUUCUCUCCAACCCCCAGGAAAGGACAAUAAGUCCAUUAAGACCCUGUACACGAAUGCCCUGAGUGGCCUGGAGCAGCUGAUGGAGGGCCUCUUGCAGAGGCAGAUGGACCCCAAGGGCCUGCAGGAGAUGGUGCAUCUCCUGGAAAAGUGGAUCUUGUCCGAGAAAGAUUGGGAGCGGGAGAAGGCUAUGAACUUGCAUCUUAGUCUUAUGCAGAGCUACAUCCAGAGCAUCGGCGUCUGCAUCCCCCUGAAGCUGGGGCAGUUUGGCACACUGAUUGGACUCAUCGCCCCUUGCACCUGUGACUCCAACAAAAGAACUCGCUUGGCCUCAGCAGAUGUCCUGUCCAGCCUGCUGGAUCUGCAUGCAAGCCAGAUCUGCUCUUCAUGGGACGUGUACAAAGAGUUGGAGCUUGCGAGAUGCAAGGAGGACCUCCAGAGCUUGGAGGUGGAGAAGAUUUUCAGUGCCUCCUCCAGAAUCGCCAAGGAGAUUUGCAUGCAAUUUAAUUGUGAUGAAGUGGUCUCGCUCAUCCAGAAGCUCUGUGAGAACAUCGGGGCCAUGGACCUCCAGCAUGACAAGGCCUCUGUCAUCUGGAUAGACACCUUCCUCCAGAUACGGGUCAAGGAGUUGGAGGAUAAGGUGGCUGAGAUCCUGGGUGCCAUCUUGGUCCACCUGCCUGUGGUGGAUCACAAGGAGGUGCGGCGCAACCUCAUCGAGGGCAUUCUCCUGCUGGCCCACUACCACCAGGAGACGGUCCUCACGUCGCUCCUGAGGCAGCCCCUGCCCAUGCAGAGCCACCUGGUGGAGGUGUGGUUGGCUGUGGCGGAGAAUGUACCUUUUGCCCGGUUGAUGCUCCACGGCCUGAUGGGCCGGCUGCAGUCCCGGUUCACCCCCAGGGCCAACGCCACCUCCAAGGCCGACAUCUGGCGCCUGGCUGCGGUAGACCCUCUGAUGACCCUCUGCACCAUCCACCUUCUCAUCGAGAAGAUGGACAGGGACGACAAACUCCCGGACCUCCUCCCGGACCUCAUCUACACCCUCCUGAUACAGCUGGGCAGCAGCCAGGGGCCGGAGGCAAUGUCGCCCGUCCUGAAGACGUGGAGACUCAUCCACACGGGGACCCUGCCCGAGGAGAUCAACCUGCAGAGGAUCACAAUCAAAUCCAUGCAGCUUUUGUUCAGGAGACUCGACAGUGAGCGGCUGGCCCACAUGCUGGAAGAGCAGGGCGUGUGGGCCCUCCUGGAGAGUGGCUCCACUUUCCUGCAAGGAGCAGGCCUGCUGGCCAGGCUGUGCAUUCGGAAUGCAGAGGGCUACAGGCAGAGGCUGGCGGAGCUGGUGCUCAGAGGCAUGGCCUCGGAGGUCCUCAGCUGCCGUGUCAGCAGCACGGCGAUCUGCGUGGAAUUCAUGAGAGACCCGAUUCUGUACCAGGAGAGGCUGCUGAAGCCCGCCCUGCGGCUGCUAGAGAAGGGCGUGGACCAGAGGGACGAGGUCCUGCAGGUGCUGUCCCUGCGUGCCCUCGGCAACAUGGCCCUGGGCGCCCCCAAGAAGGUGAAGCAGUACCGCAAGUUGCUCCUGGAGAAGUGUCUAUAUGCCCUGAGGGAUGCCCACGGCACCAGCGUGCCCUCUGAGGGCAUGGAGGCCCUGGCCAAGAUCCUGGCCGAGCUCCGGGAAGGGGAUGUAGGGUCCUUCUUCGAUGCCAUCUCUGAGCAGUGCAGGUCCUUCUUUGACAACGAGAGCGAGCUGCUGCGCUGGAAAGCCUUCCUCCUGUUCAGCAAGCUGGCCACGGUGGCCAGGGUUUCCAAGAAGCACUUCUUCAAGGGGGAAGUGAAGAGAGCCUGGGUCCCGCUCAUGCUGCACUGCCAGGACCCCUGCCCCGACGCAGCCCAGGCCUGUGCGGAGACCAUGUAUCAGUGUGUGCACUUCUGGGGCUGCAAGGGCCUGGUGGACGCCUCGAGGCAAAGAGACACCAUGGAGCCUGAUGAGAUGGCCAAUUUCCAGACAACUCUGUGCUCCGUCCUGACUCAGAAAAAGCCUGCUAUCCUCUACAGUUUCUUGCUAGAAACAAUGAGCUACAUUAAAAGUAACUUGUCGAGGAUCAGAAUCGCUUCCUGCAACUUGGCAGGGGUUAUUAUGAAGCAGAUGUCUGAACAUUAUCUGAAAAAGCUGGACUUCGUGGCAUUACGGAAUUCCCUCCAGGAGCUACAGUUGGAUGCAGAUCCCGGGGUCCAGAGGGCAGCCUUGGAGACUCUCAAAAUCUUGGAUACCUGCAGUCAGCACCGGCUUUUGGCUUCACCCAAAGGAAUCUCCUAGGUGGCCCGAAUGUAAAUGCAAACUGCCCGCCCCGCCCAUAGCCAUGCAGACCACUGAUUUAGUUUGUAAGGAAAGCAUUGUUCUGAGAUAAUCAGUGUCCCCUUCUUUCCACUGAAAUAAACCUCCAUUGCCACGUGGAGUGCAGACUCUUGGCUGUAAGGUGCCGAUGUCCCAGAGUCAGGACAGUGGGGCAAACGGAGGGGUCAUUGUUUCUAGCAAGAAGCGCUAGAGAACAGCAGCCCAAAGCACCAGAGUCUACGUUGGUCUUCACUGGCAUUUAGGUCCCAUCCAUGCUGAUGGUGUCCACUGCUCAUGGCUGUGUCAGGCAGAGAGCCAGGUUACUGUGCAGGCCUUGCCCAGGGCCCCCUCUUAAAGGGAAAGGAGGCAUCUACAAGCCAAAUGUGACACACAUUAGAGCAGCGGUUGCCAAC